This is a messenger RNA of Talaromyces rugulosus, 1023 nucleotides long. RefSeq lists its product as uncharacterized. The record is from RefSeq and is a predicted model, not a curated record. NCBI's taxonomy places the organism in Eukaryota, Fungi, Ascomycota, Eurotiomycetes, Eurotiales, Trichocomaceae. Gene Ontology annotation, molecular function: GTP binding; GTPase activity. The transcript has 4 exons. The coding region runs from base 1 to 1023 and encodes 340 amino acids. Gene Ontology annotation, biological process: regulation of exit from mitosis. Gene Ontology annotation, cellular component: spindle pole body.
AUGGAGCCAAACCCAAUUCCAGACACCGCCCCUGCUGUUUCGCUGGAUCAGGAAAGGGACCAGCCACCCGCAUCUGACCAGGGACCUGCCAAUAUUCCCAACAUUCCCAGUAUUCUUCCCAGUAUUCCCAAUGACCAAGAGAUGCCCGAACCUACCGAGACCAUUGUGCCCGACCCAAUAGCAACCACGCACAGCAGUACUGAUGUCGAAGACCCGGCCCAUCAGGCUGCAUACUCGACCGAUUUCACAUCGUCACAAACCUACUUUCCUGCUGAAGAUGAGCCGCAGUCGUCCCGAUUAAGCUCGCCGACAAUGUCCCACCAACCACAUCCACCACAGUCGCUUUCACGACCGAGUUCCGGGUUGUCAAACGGAGACCGAUAUGGAUAUACGUCGCAGUCAGAGCAAACCCAAACUCAAAAACAGCCUACGCAGUCGUCAAAGAACAGUGUGGUGAUCAAGGUUGGGAUGGUUGGCGACGCGCAAAUAGGAAAGACAAGUUUGAUGGUCAAGUAUGUUGAAGGAAGCUGGGACGAGGAUUACAUCCAGACUCUAGGCGUCAAUUUUAUGGAAAAAACAAUCUCAAUUCGAAACACGGAAAUCACCUUCUCAAUCUGGGACCUGGGUGGACAGCGCGAGUUUGUCAAUAUGCUCCCUCUAGUUUGCAAUGACGCGGUUGCUAUUCUGUUCAUGUUUGAUCUCACACGGAAGAGCACAUUGAACUCGAUCAAGGAAUGGUACCGUCAGGGUCGUGGGUUCAACAAGACGGCGAUUCCCUUUCUCAUUGGCACAAAAUACGACCAUUUCGUCAACUUUCCCCGAGAAGACCAAGAAGAGAUCUCUCUACAGGCCAAACGAUAUGCCAAGGCUAUGAGGGCCAGUCUGAUCUUCAGUAGUACCAGCCAUAGUAUCAACGUCCAAAAGAUCUUCAAAAUCGUCCUGAGCAAGGCAUUCGACCUCAAGUGCACUAUUCCCGAGAUUGAAAACAUAGGGGAGCCAUUGCUGUUAUACAAGUCUGUGUAG